Acanthopagrus latus (yellowfin seabream) is the source of this 1379-nucleotide messenger RNA. RefSeq names its product LSM4 homolog, U6 small nuclear RNA and mRNA degradation associated (gene lsm4). Bases 155 to 607 code for a protein of 150 amino acids. NCBI's taxonomy places the organism in Eukaryota, Metazoa, Chordata, Actinopteri, Spariformes, Sparidae. Gene Ontology annotation, biological process: P-body assembly; mRNA splicing, via spliceosome; spliceosomal snRNP assembly. Gene Ontology annotation, molecular function: U6 snRNA binding. The transcript is spliced from 5 exons. Gene Ontology annotation, cellular component: P-body; U6 snRNP; spliceosomal tri-snRNP complex. The record is from RefSeq and is a predicted model, not a curated record.
UCUCGUCUGUAGAUGGCAGCAUCUUAUGAGCAGCCAUGAUUACGCAGCGCAGCACCGGAAGUAGAAGAAGUAACACAGGAAGUGGUACAAUCGUAUCGUUUAAGGGCCAAGACAGCAAGUGAGACACUAAAAGUCAAACCGAGAGACUGUCACAAUGCUUCCACUGUCUCUGCUGAAGACUGCCCAGAACCAUCCCAUGUUGGUGGAGCUGAAGAAUGGAGAGACGUACAACGGCCACUUGGUCAGCUGUGACAACUGGAUGAACAUCAACCUGAGAGAAGUCAUCUGCACCUCCAGGGAUGGAGAUAAGUUCUGGAGGAUGCCUGAGUGCUACAUCAGAGGAAGCACCAUCAAAUAUCUGCGAAUCCCAGACGAGAUCAUCGACAUGGUGAAGGAGGAGGUGGUCUCGAAGGGCCGCGGACGUGGGGGCACCCAGCAGAACAAACAGCAGGGCAAAGGAAGAGGAGGAGCUGGCCGAGGGCUGUUUGGCGGCCGUGGCAGAGGAAUGACCGGUCCUGGUCGGGGCCAACAACAGCAGCAACAGCAACAGCAGCAGCAGCAGGAUAAGAAAAUGGGCAAACCACAAGGAAUGAAGAACCAGCACUGAUGGACAACAUGACACCUUCAACAACACAAACUCAGAGCAAUUACUCCUUCAGUACACGAAGAUAAUAUGAACUCUCUGGUGUUUCCUUCUGCGGUGAUGUUUGUCAAGACUGACCAUGCAGCAAUCACACCGGGCGAAGUUCAGAGAAACUGUGCUUUUGCACUGAAUUUUGUUUUUUUUAGUAUUUGUAAGUCGCUUUUUUUUUUAUUACGACCAUUACUAUGACCAGUGUAUAAGACACAGCUGACAGACUCCUUUAGUAUCAAUGUAUAGUUUCAUUACAACUUUGCAAGAACAUUUUGUAUAAUAAGUCAUAUUGUAUUAUCCCAAAAUCCAUCAGUUGGUACACUGGACUGAGGUUUUUAGUUUAGUUUUUGUUUUUUUGCAGUUUACAUGGUAAAGAAAUUGCCCAGCCCCAACUUCAGUUGCAUGAAAAUAUUAUUUUUUAACUUGCUCUUUAUUUUUGUGUUGUUUGUUUGUUUGUUUGUUUGUUGUUCUGUCUGCUCUGCUGUACGGUCCGAUCACGGCAGUAGAUUGCGAGCCAGGGGACGAGAAUUCAGUCUCUGAAAACACUUUUGUUAAAUCAUUUGUAAGGUGACACAUUGUGAUCAUUAGGAUUUCCAAGAAAAAAAAAAGAUUCUCAUAUUCUUAAGUGUAAAAUGGGUAAGUCCAACGUGUGUCUUGUUGGUUGGGUUUCAUUUUAUUUUUGUAACAAAAGACGGUGUUGUAAUUUAUUUACAUGAGAACAUGAGAAUAAAACAAGUUUUGUUAA